AUUUGGUCCGUUUUACAAGGUGGGGCGCGGGGGAAGGGUAGGGGGGCAAGGCCACUUUUCCAUGCUUUGACCCAAUAAUUCCAAGCUGCUCUGGUCAAUGAAGAUUACAGAGGAAGCAGGAGAUAAAUGUUGCAAAGACAAAGCAAUUCCCUUUCCUCCCAUUGACGUUAUAUAUUGUCUUCUUUCCUCAGUUGCAUGAUAUGGAAAGUGGGGCGAUGGGUGCUCUUUGCCCUGCUGGUGGUGUGGACUAUUUCAGUUACAUGGUACACAAGAAAACCCCAGGUAGGUUUUAAUGGGCAUCGGUGGAAUCGCUGAAUGCUCCAAAAUGCUUUCAAAUAUACAGGCCAGUCACGAAUCACCCACGAAUCCUAUUGAAACCAAAACUCAUUUUCAAAAUUUUCAGUUCCGUGAGUAAUAUUAUAGAACCUUUGUUGGCAAAAUGAAUUGCAGAGCGCAAUGCGGUUAAUGUCAGAGUCCUUGAGCCAGUUUCAUAAUUCAUUUACGUCCAACUCCCUCUUAAAUAUAGCCAAUGAACUUGCCUCAACUACCUUCUGUGGCAGAGAAUUCCAUAGAUUCACCACUCUCUGUGUGAAGAACAACAUUCUCAUCUCGAUCCUAAAAACUUCCCCCUUAUCCUCAAACUGUGACCCCUUGCUCUGGACUUCCCCAACAUCGGGAACAAUCUUCCUGCAUUUAGCCUGUCCAACCUCUUAAGAAUUUUGCAAGUUUCCAUAAGAUCCCUCCUCAAUCUUCUAAAUUCUAGCGAGUACAAGCCGAGUCUAUCCAAUCUUUCUUCAUAUGAAAGUCCUGACAUCCCAGUAAUCAGUCUGGUGAACCUUCUCUGUACUCCCGCUAUGGCAAGAAUGUCUUUCCUCAGAUUAGGAGACCAAAACAGUACGCAAUACUCCAGGUGUGGUCUCACCAAGGCCCUGUACAACUCGUCCUUGAUUAUGCUGCUGGCCUUGCCAAAGCAACGUGAGGUACGAAUGGAGUGAAGGAAAGAAGGUUGGUUUGUGUGAUUACCAUCAAUCAGCAAAAUUAGUUUCAGUCUUAUUUGUUAGAAAUAAUCAAGGGCAUGUUGUGAUGUAAGGUCUCAGACAUCAGCUGGUCCUUUGUGCGUUUUUGACUAGACUGCCUGCUGCCUACUUCCUCAUUUCUAUUCCAUUUAUAAUGUAAGUGUUUUUGUUAACUUUGAGGACAAAGAGCUGAGGGACAAACAGGUGUUGCCCUGGUCUCUACGAAUCAAGCAAUGUGGGUUCCGAUUCUUCUAAUUUGUUCCUUGCCGGUUUCAGGCGUGUUGUGGGGAGACGGGUUGUUGUCGGCAGCUGUGGGAAAAGCGAUCACAACCGACUGCCAUUAUGAUGAAAAAUAUGGAUCAAACACGAAGUACUGGUGCCGAGGGAAGAGGCGCCAGUGUUCCCUUUUAGUGGAAACAGACGGGAAACACGGACGGAGUGGAAGAAUGUCAAUCACAGAUAACCCAGCACGAGGAAUAUUUACUGUGACUGUGGAGGAUCUUAUCUUUGAAGAUAAUGGUUGGUACAGCUGUGGAAUUACAACACCUGGCGAGGAUCAGAUAUUCAGCACAGAGCUACGUGUGUAUCGCGAAUUCGUGUCUGCUCCAGUGCUUAGGUUUGCAUCGCCAGCAAAUGUCUCCUGUGUCGGAGGCUCGGUGUCAGUGUCCUGCGAGUCUUACUCGGGAACCCGUCCCAUAAACUACACCUGGUUUGAGAAGGCCCCGUCCACGGAUUUAAUGACCUCCAACACCAGUGUACUGGACAUCCAUUGCCAGUCCUUGCAAUACGACCACCAUCAAUAUUACUGCACAGCCGCAAAUAUUCAAGGGGAAACAACCGGUGAAGUGUUGGACGUGGAGACCAUCUCCAUGGGAGAAGAUAACUGCAGUUAUGUGAUGCGACUCAGUAACUCUGAGUAUAAAUAUCAUUGUGGGCGCCCGACCACGGAAUCAGCAUCGACACAAUCUGUCAACACAGAAACAACAUCGGACAUUCCCCCAGAGGAAACGUUUCAACCCCGUACUACUGAAAGCGAUGAACCAGGGCUGACUUCCUAUUCUCGGUACCACAUACCCACCUACAUCAGUGUGAUGGCUGUCCUUCUUCCGUUGGCGUUUGUUGCUGGUCUGUUUUGGUACCUGAAACGUAAAAACAGGGAAUUCAAGUGGAUCACAUAUUACAGAGAUGGCAGUGGAGACAACCAGGUAAAGGUUUCUACAUCUUUGCUGAUGGCGAAAAUCGUCAAGUUUCUCAUUCUAAACGUUGCAUUUGGAAUCUUGGUGGGAUUGGGCAAGAACAGCCCAAGUGAGAGGUGUUUGGGGAAAGGACCCAACCAUUUGCUAAAGAUAUCCCUGAGCCUUUCACACUGCAUCGUGUCGAGCUGCUACUGGCUCGCUGUGGUUCACGAUGUGACUUCCUGUUCCCUUCUUCCUCAUUGCUAUUUGAGAGAUGCGGAUGUAUCUGAGAGCUCAGAGCUGAGCGACAGACAGACAAGUGCUGGCCUUGUCACUAUGGAUAAAACAAUGUGGAUUCCCAUUCUUCUCAUCUCCUCGCUGCCGGUUUCAGGUGCAGUGCGGGGAAAGAGGGAGGUAAGAGGAGUUGUGGGAAGAGCGAUCACAAUCGAUUGUCACUAUGCAGCAGAGUACCGCUCAUACACAAAAUACUGGUGCCGUUGGUGGACUAUCCAAUGUACAGUUUUACUGGAUACAAAUGGACAACACGGACGGAGUGGAAGAGUGUCAAUCACAGAUAACCCGACACGAGAAAUAUUUACUGUGACUGUGGAGGAUCUUCAGUCUGGGGAUACAGGAUGGUACAGCUGUGGAGUUUAUAAAUUUGGCUGGGAUCCAAUGUUUGACGUUCAUCUGCAAGUAUAUGAUGAACCCGUGUCUGCUCCUGUGCUCAGAUAUCUGUCACCAGCAAAUGCCUCACGUCUCGGAGGCUCAGUGUCAGUGUCCUGUGCGUCUGCCAGUGGAUCCCUUCCCAUCCAUUACACAUGGUGUGAGAAGAACGAGCAUCGGUGGUCAACGAUCUUGUCUGGCAAUCAACUGGAUCUGAGUUGUGAAAUCCUCGCCGGCCAACAUCGUCAAUAUUACUGCACAGCCUCAAAUAAUCUUGGGACAAAACCGAGUGAAAUACUCAACGUGAAAGUCUUCAAAGGAGAAGGAAUGUGCAGUUAUGUGACAGAAAUGAACAAUGCAGUUUCAGGUGCACUAUGGGCUGAGAGCGAAGUAAGAGGGGUUCUGGGAAGAGCGAUCACAAUCGAUUGUCACUAUGCAGCAGUGUACCGCUCACACACAAAAUACUGGUGCCGUGGGACAAGUCGCCAGUGUACACAUGUGGGUGAAACAAAUGGGAAGAGCGGAAGAGCGUCAUUCACAGAUAACCCGGCACGAGGAAUAUUUACUGUGACUGUGGAGGAUCUUCACUCUGCUGAUACAGGAUGGUACAGUUGUGGAAUUACUGCACCUGGCGAACCAACAUUUAAAGUAUAUCUCCAAAUAUCUGAAGAACCCGUGUCUGUUCCUGUGCUUGGAUUUCUGUCACCAGCCAAUGUUUCCUGUCUCGGGGGCUCAUUGACAGUGACAGUGUCCUGUGAGUCGCUCCGGGGAUCGCUUCCCAUUAGCUACAUCUGGUAUGAAAAGGCCCCAUCUGGGGAUUCAAAGAUCUCAGACAACAAUGCCCUGGAUCUACAUUGUCAAUCCUUCAAACACCAGCACCAUCAAUAUUUCUGCACAGCCUCAAAUCAACAUGGAUCAAAAUCCAGUGAAAUGGUCAACGUGUCCAUCUCCAGCAGUGACGUGCCCUGCAGUUUCCUAAUAAAAAUCAACAGCACUGUUACAUCUCAUGGGAAGUGGGGCGCUGGAUGUUUUUUCUCCUGCUUGUGAUCUGGAGUAUCUCAACCGCGGUGUUCACAAGAGACUCUAAGAGACGCGAUGAGCCAGAAUCUCGCCAUUCGACCCACGAAUUACAAUGAAGACACCUAGCUUGCACCAUCUUAAUUUUUGUCACCUGCUACAAGGUUUCUUUCGUCAGCUUCGAACUAUUCUUUUAACAUUUGCGUGGUUUCUGUUGUUCCUGUCUUAUACUAUAUUAAACGCAUACAGCUUGGUGGGGAAUAAAACGUUUUUCACUGGUCAAUGAAUAAUAAUGCACCAGAGUGCAUUAUUAAUAAAUGGUUGUGGCAAAAAAUGGUUUGUCUAAUUUGUUUUGUUUAGACCGCAACUUUAGUGAUGAAGAACAGACUGCAAUCUGACAGCUGGAUAAUCCUCCUGUUGCCAAACGUUAAAGGCGUUUCGGAAAUACAAUCAAUUAAUAUUUCACACCAUGUUAUCCCAUAAGGACAAAAUUAUGCAACGAGUUUGUUCAGACCUUAAGCCUUAUUUGUCUCUCCACCGAUGCUGACUGAGGUGCUAAGCACACCCAUCAUCUGCAAAUUUAAUUUCCGAUGUGCAACUAAUGUUCAGAUAGGAAGGAACUGAUGAUGCUGGUUUAAACUGAAGAUGGACAUACAUUUGCAUAGAAACAUAAAAACGUAGAAAAUGGGUGCAGGAGGAGGCCAUUCAGCCCUUCGAGCCAGCACCACCAUUCAUUGUGAUCAUGGCGGAUCGUCCCCUAUCAAUAACCCGCGCCUGCCUUCUCCCUAUAUCCAUUGCCUCCACCAGCCCCUAGAGCUCUAUCUAAAUCUCUCUUAAAUCCAUCCAGUGACAUGGCCUCCACUGCCCUAUAUGGCAGGGAAUUCCACACAUUCACAACUCUCUGGGUGAAAACGUUUUUCUCACCUCAGUCUUAAAUGACCUCCCCUUUAUUCUACGACUGUUGCCCCUGGUUCUGGACUCGCCCAACAUUGGGAACAUUUUUCAUGCAUCUAGCUUGUCCAGUCCUUUUAUAUUUUUAUAUGUUUCUAUAAGAUAUCCCCUCAUCCUUCUAAACUCCAGUGAAUACAAGCCUAGUCUAUUCAAUCUUUCCUCAUAUGACAGUCCCGCCAUCCCAGGGAUCAAUCUCCCGAAUCCACGCUGCACUGCUUCAAUCACAAGGAUGUCCUUCCUCAAAUUAGGAGACCAAAAAUGUACACAAUACUCCAGAUGUGGUCUCACCGGAGCCCUAUACAACUGCAGAAGAACCUCUUUACUCCUAUACUGAAAUCGUCUUGU
Messenger RNA from Leucoraja erinaceus (little skate), 5170 nucleotides. RefSeq lists its product as uncharacterized. The coding region runs from base 1250 to 3904 and encodes 884 amino acids. Lineage: Eukaryota; Metazoa; Chordata; Chondrichthyes; Rajiformes; Rajidae. The transcript has 14 exons. The record is from RefSeq and is a predicted model, not a curated record.